Molecule: messenger RNA, 2695 nt
Organism: Toxoplasma gondii ME49
Lineage: Eukaryota; Apicomplexa; Conoidasida; Eucoccidiorida; Sarcocystidae
Product: DEAD/DEAH box helicase domain-containing protein
Exons: 3
Coding region: 564-2660 (698 amino acids)
Molecular function (GO): ATP binding; nucleic acid binding
Source: RefSeq, a predicted model, not a curated record
GUACAAGUUCGUCUUGGCUGCCGCAGAGGACUCUGAUUUGCGAGAUGCUGCCUUCUGCUGACCUAUCAAAGGCAGUUUUACCUGCUCUUUCGGGACUUUUUUAGACUCGUUUUCCUCGCGCUUGUUCCCGCCGAGUUUCUCUUUGCUGGCAAGCGCCGCGGUGUCUGCUGUGCAUCUAAAUCCAAGUUUCUACUACAUUUCGUUCUCCUCUUUCUUUCCAAGCCUCCACACAUGUAUAUACGUUUAAAUAUCUGUACGUAUGCAUGGUAGGGGGCCUUGCUGCGCGUUUGCGCUGUACACGCAUCCCGAAACCCACGGUACACUUUCUGGUUUCUUCAACUAAUAGGAGGGUCUAAGCACCUCAACAAGAGUCGUCACUGAUUCUCUGUUUGCACUCGUUAUUCUUCCGUUUUCCCCCUUGUGGUGUUUCGAGUAUUUUCGCUCUUUCUGAGCUGCCCGGGGCUUGUAGCUGACGGCUGCUCUUCUUCGAGAAGCGCCUUUUUGAGUCUUUCAUUCCCUGUAGCGGCUUCCCAAGGCAAUCCCAGUUAGUCAAAAUAAAGCGGAUGGAGGGCAGCGCUCUGCACAAGCUGCGUCGAGCGGGACCGCCCCCGUCGCGCCGCAUGCAGACAUCCAAAGGUACAGACCAAGCAAAGGGAAAGCUCUUGGCUUCGCAUGAAGCGGCAAAAGCCAAGAGAAACGCCACAAAAGGCGGCGCCAAGACAGUCGCAGCCUUCAAACGCUCAAUGCAUUGCACUGGUGUGAAGGGAAAGAAUGUCUUGUCCCACAAGUCAAAACUUAGCCGAAAGUCUCCCUCUCGAGGCAAGGCGCUGCUGCACGGUGUGAGUGAGAGCGACGACGAGGACGAAGAGGAAGAAGACGAAGAUGAGGAAGACGAAGAGGAAGAAGACAGAGAAGCGGGAGACGAGGAGGACUUUGAAGCAGAGGAGGAAGAGGAAGACGGGGAAGAAGGCGAAGAAAGUAACAAAGUUAGUGAAGAGGAGGAUCGUGCCGAGGAGGACCAAGACGCAGGAGAGGAAGACAGUGAUUCUGAAGAGGAUGCAGAUGACCAACAGGUCACAGAUGAAGCUGCGCGUACAAUGAAGGGAAGGCGAAACAAUUCUUCAUAUUCGUGUACUCCUUCUCGCAGGAAGAGAGCAGGAGACGAAAGUGGAGCCAUUCCGGGAAGCCUGGCAAUGUCUCCUUCCGUGGAGAAACGAAGGAGGGCGGGGGAUGCAGCUGUCGCUGACGACUCUUCUUUUUCUCAGCCGAGAGAGAAUGAGGAAGAGCCAGCUGCGGCAGGCUCUCCCUGGUUAGGGGUCGAGAACGCGCCGACAUUCGCCUCUCUGGGUGUGCCGCCAGCUUUGAUUCGAACAGCGGCUUCUCUUCACAUUUUCCAUCCGUCGCCGAUUCAAGUCCUUUCUCUGCCGCAUACUCUGCGCGGGAAGAACGUUUGCGGCCUCGCACCGACGGGGAGCGGCAAGACACUCGGCUACUGCUGGCCUCUCCUUCAGAGAAUCGGGCGAGGCGACGGUCACGCUUUCAUGGGUCUCGUCUUGCUGCCUGCGCGAGAACUCGCGAUUCAAGUCCUCGAUCAGUUCCGAAUCUACGGAGUCCAGCUGGGGGUGCGUGUAUGUCUGCUUCUGGGCGGGCGGGACCUCGUGGAGGAAGGCAAGCUGCUAGACCAGUGCCCGCACAUUGUGAUCGCGACCCCGGGGCGGAUGUCGGACCACGUGCAGAACGAUCCGUUGCGGAUGAAAAAGCGGCUUUCUCUAGUGGACGUUUUGGUCCUGGACGAGGCGGACCGCCUUCUCUCCGACGAAUUCGAAGACGACUUGAAAACCAUUCUUUCUUGUGUGCCCACUUCCUCUCAAGGCCGCCAGACCUUGCUGUUUUCUGCCACCGUCAGCCCGGCGUUGCUGGCGCUACAGCGACGGUUCGGGGACGACGCGAUGCCGCUGGUCGAUGCUCAUCCGACAGACCAGCCCGCGCUGCCGAAUCUAUCCCAUUUCUACAUGUUUGUUCCCACGCGCAUGCAGCCGAUCUAUUUGCUGUAUCUUCUGGAGCACACCUCGCCGUUCUGCUCGGACAGGGGCAUCGUGUUCGCGGGGUCUGUGCGCCAGACUCAGCAGAUCUGCACCGCCCUAGAGAUUUUGAAGCAGUCAGCCACGCCGCUUCACUCGCUCAUGGAGCAGCGCAAGCGCGUCGCGUGUUUGGAGAAAUUCCGCAGCGAAACCUCAAGGCUGCUUAUCUGCACGGACGUCGCCGGCAGGGGUCUUGACCUCCCGCGAGUCGAGUUCGUCAUCAACAUGCAAGUCCCAGGAAAGGCGCAGGAUUAUGUUCACCGGACUGGGCGUACAGCCCGAGCAGGCCGGAAGGGGGUCGCUCUGACAUUCGUGGAUCCCAAGUCUGUCAGGGCUGUUCACCGGAUCGAGGCACUGAUCAAUACCCAGUUGCAGCCUUUGCCGUCGAUAAACGAACAGGACGUUUUGAAGUUCUUGAGCAAUUACAGCAAGGUUGUGCAGAAAUCGCUUCUGUUUUUGAAUGAAAUAGGUUUCGACGAGAAGGCCGAACAACAUGAAGAAUACACAAAAGCUUUCAAGGAAGCGCGAAGGAAACGCCGUGCCCAGAAAGCAGAAAUCGCCAAUGUCGUCCAUGUUUGACUGCGUUCUCUAUCUCCACGUACCGUCGCGGACCG